CCCAAAUGAAAUCAAAACUAACAUCUAUUGUUAUAUUUUAUAAUUAGUAAAAAUGAAUUGCAAAUGGUUAAAAGUGACACAGAAUGUACAAAAAGGGAUCCAGAUCCUGAACAAAUUAGAGGAUUCUAAAUUUGAACCAUUUUUAAAAAGAAUUGGAACGAAAUUAAAGUUGCAAGAAAUUGAAAUUUUCACAGAGGAGGAGAAGAAGAAAUUACAAGUAAUAUUUAAAGUUGAUGAAGACACUUUAAUGAUAGCAAUCAAAACAUUAAUAUAUUUACAUAAAAGGCUUUUAAAGUUUAUAUUUAUGCCUGUUAAUUUACAUAAAGAUCUUAUCAAUGUUGGUUUUGAGACAGAAAAGGCUGAAUAUAUUGUUAAGUUAUGGUCAUCGGAAGUAAGUUCUACAUUAAAUGAUUUAGUUUGUAACUCACUGGAUAAAGUUGGUGAUAAUCAGACGUUUUCAUGGAAAUUAAACACAGAAUUAAGUUCUGAUAUUCAGAAGAAAUCUAAGAUGCCAAAGGCAUAUUUGUCAAUAUCAAAUGAUAAAACAGAACAAGACAUGGAAUUAACUCAUUCGGAUCUGUACACAAUGUUCAUACAAUUUGAAGCAAUUCAAAAUGAAUUAGAUAGUUCAGUAUUAUAAUAAUUUUUG
This is a messenger RNA of Papilio machaon (common yellow swallowtail), 649 nucleotides long. RefSeq names its product COMM domain-containing protein 10. The transcript has 2 exons. The record is from RefSeq and is a predicted model, not a curated record. Lineage: Eukaryota; Metazoa; Arthropoda; Insecta; Lepidoptera; Papilionidae. Bases 53 to 640 code for a protein of 195 amino acids.